AUGGAUCAGGACCAGGAGCCCAUUGCUCUGGGUCAUGAUGUCCAGGUUGUUGACCCAGAAGUCCGCGGCCAUGUGUAUAGCUUGGUCACCGCUCUCGGAGGGUUCAAUGGCGAAGAUGCGGAUCGCUACGUAUUAGGUGAUGAUGCAUUGGCGUGUUUGCGCGAUAUCAAGCGGUGGUUGAAACUUCAUGAUGAGAAGAACAAUCGAAUGGACGUUGCGCGAUGUCUCGGAGAAGCCAAUGUAGUUAACGGCGAUCUACUUCCGAUUCUCUCACUUUGGUGGACCAGUGGGCAAAAAAGCAAACAUAUGAGUCGCAUCGCUCUAGCAUGCUUGGAGCUUCUGGUGCCGUUGACCUGGCCGGUCGAGUUCCAUAGCCAGAUGACUGUCAACCACCACCGUCACACUCCCUACAUCCAACAAGCACAAGUUCAAUACAAACGAGGCGUUCUCAAGCAUGGUGGAUCCAAUAUUCUACGCACUGUUAUCCGAAUCGCGAUUCCUAGCAUGGCCUUACCUCGAACCGAGCGAGAAGUCCGAGACGAAGGCAUACUCAAACUAAUGCUCUACUUUCUACGAAACAUCACCAUAAUAUCUCCCAAUGCACGCCUAGCCGCCGAUGGCGAAGAAGAAGAGACUUCAAGAUCCGCUACCAUUGAUGCAUUUCAAGAACAAGAUGCAUUUGCCCUGUUCCUGACCAUGUGCUCCAAUGUUGGUGACGACUUCAACCUACAGGACGUGAUUUUGCUGGAGAUACUAUUCCAUCUCGUGAAAGGUGUGAAUGUCGAGAAACUGUUUAUGGACGAGGAGCAGAAAAUGGCCAAGGGAGCAAAUGAACUGGGUGACCUUUUACGCAAGGAGGGUAAAGUGAAAAGGGAAUACACCAGAAAUGCGCCAACCCGGCAUGGACGCUUUGGAACUAUGAUCUGGGUCAAGCGAGAUGACUCCAAAGUAUCUACCGUUUCUGGUCAAAGCAUUUUGCGGGAUGACCAGACCACCUUCCAAAAGAUGGACCAAAGCAAGAAAUGGGAUAAACCCCAACCUCGUCGCAAACAGGAUGAUGUGAGCCAAAACAAUAACUUUAACAUGCCUGCGCAUCUGUCUUCAUCCGCAUCCAAACAUUUACGAACAUUCGUGGAGGAGUUCUUGGACUCCGGCUUCAAUCCUCUGUUUACCCAUGUUCGCAAGGCUAUCGAGCGUGAAGCGGAGCGAGUUCUUGAAAUCAAUUCCCGCCAAUUUUUCUACACAGUCGGCUGGUUUCUGGAGGCGGAGCGCACUCGGCGGACUCGCCAGUUGAAGAAACACGCGAAGAGUGGAAAAAAGGCCAAGGCCAUUGAGCCUGACAGUUACGGCCUGGUUGCCGGCGUUUUGAACCAGGAGACUUUUGUUUCCUUGAAUCGUGCUAUGCAGAAUAGCCUGGACAACAAAGAGUGGGAGGAUCUCACAGCACAGAUGCGCUGUUUUACCCAAGUUCUGUUGACUGUCCAAGAAAUGGCUGUAUCGCCGAUUGAAGAUGACCAGGAAGUUGCAGAAAAUAUCCAAAACCGUAUCUUCUACGAAGAAACGACCCACGAGCGGGUUAUCGCCAUCAUGCGUGGUUAUAAAGACCAGGGCUUUGGAUACCUGGAUGCCGCUACAGAGCUCACACAUGUAUUCUUGCGAAUGCUUGAACGUUACUCCAAGGAAAACGCUGACAUGCAAGUGCGAUCCCGGCAGAGGGCCAGGCGCAGCAAGAAAAAAGCUGCCCAAGCUAAUGGGCAAGACGACGCGGCCGAUAACGAGGAAGCACAAAACUCCGAGGACGAAGAUUUGGCAGAAGUAAAUCUAGCUGUGAAGGAACGUGCUUUUGAUUUCAAGCGCUUCGCAGCCAAAUUCUGCAAUCAAAAAUGCGUGGACACCUUCGUUGCCUUUACCGGCUUUUAUCGUGAAUUGAGCUCGGAGCAAUUGAAACGUGCCCAUCGCUAUUUCUAUCGCAUUGCAUUCAAGCAGGAGAUGACUGUAUUGCUCUUCCGCUUGGACAUUAUCAAACUUUUUCAUGGAAUGAUCAAAGGGCCUGGAGGAAUAGACUCUAGUGAUCCUGUCUUUAAAGAAUGGGAGGAGCUGGUCCGCCAACUCAUUCGACGACUCAUCAAGAAGAUCGACCAACGUCCUGCCAUGAUUACGGAGUUGCUUUUCAGCAAGAUGAGCGCCACAUCUUUCUACUUGGAGUUUGGACAUGAAAAACAAACUAUAGCUUCUACUAGGCGCGCGCCAGCUGAUUUGGAGUUUACCUCGAAAGAAACAACAACCACCGAAGCCAAGUUGGGAAUUGUAGCUGGUGCCCUUGCUCUAGACGGUCGAGCUGAUCUCGCAAAAUGGGUCGUUGAGGUUUUGAGCUCAGCAGCUAGCGAGAGAGAGUCCUGGGAAGCUCAGGAUGAAGCCCGCCGCGCAGAGGACCCUGAGGCUACCAGCACUCCUCACCCCAUGAUUUACGUGAAAGCGCGCGACGAGUUUUGCCAGAAUGCAAUGUUCUCGAAUGCGAAGCUUCGACUUCUCAUGGGUGUGAUUGGGUUUGAAAGAAUUGGAUUAGAAGAUGUGUUUGGUGCGUCAUGGGUGAUCCCACCGAAUUUGACGUCCAGUGAUUUGCGAGAUGCCAUCUCAAAUAUCAGCCAGACACUUGUCAAUCCGAUGCCGGAAGGCAGCACUGAAGAUCCUCGUACUCUUCUUGCACGGAAGAAUAUCAGCGCUCGGAAUAGUGAAGCUCGAGAGCUCGUGGAUGUUAACUUUGGUUCGGAAUCGGAAGGUGAAGAUAAUGUUCCUGAUGGAUUCUUGUUCCCCCCAAACCCUCGUUCAAAGUCCAAUGCUUUGGAUGAUCUGAAGAAGAAACGAAAGAAGAAGAAGACCAAAAUGGCCUCCGAGCAUGAGCCUUUGGAUGAUGAAACCCUAGAGGCUCGUCGAGAAUCACGACUCACCAAUUCCUUGGCUCGCCAGCAAAAGAUCAAGAGUGAUCUUUACAUCCAUCCUAGCGAUGAAGAAAGCGACGCGGAAGCGGACGCAGAAUUCUUCCGACUAGAGGAAGAACGGCGAGCAGCACAGGCAGAAAAUGUCAAGAAGGCUGUCCUUACUGGCGUAGUGGAAAACUCCAUUGCCAAGGGGAAAAAGAAGGCGACCACCCGUAAGCGCCAAAGUGACACAGGCGUCUCUACCGCAGCGGAACCAAAGCGACGCCGACGCGGAUCCAGCUCCGCCGAGAGUGCUGGAGACAGUGACGGCGAUGAUGAUAUCCUUAUGGCGGACUUGGAAGCCCAAUCGCCCCAAUCACCGCAAGAAGCAUCCACCAUCCACGGACCUCAAGACAACAAGGACACUCCUCUCACAUCGGCAGAGGAUGAAAUGGAUUUCGAUGAAGACUUUGCAAUUAGUCGGAAUCGGGAUCUUAAGCCUUCUGUGCAGGAAGAUGACGCGGACGAGGAUGAAGAGGAGGCACCCGUUGUAUCAUCUCGCCGGCGGGUGGGAGGUUUUGUGAUUGAUAGUGAUUCCGAGUAA
Molecule: messenger RNA, 3522 nt
Organism: Penicillium verhagenii
Lineage: Eukaryota; Fungi; Ascomycota; Eurotiomycetes; Eurotiales; Aspergillaceae
Gene: tof1
Product: putative DNA repair protein (Tof1)
Exons: 4
Coding region: 1-3522 (1173 amino acids)
Biological process (GO): replication fork arrest; DNA replication checkpoint signaling; DNA repair
Cellular component (GO): replication fork protection complex
Molecular function (GO): DNA binding
Source: RefSeq, a predicted model, not a curated record